CCGCGCUCGCUUCCCUCCUCCUCCUCGCCGACGCGCCGACCACCAAAGCCCUACCCUCCUCUUCGCGCUCCCUCUCUCGCUCCCUGUCUCGCUAUGGACGGAUCCUCCAGCAUCCCGCUCCCGCACCCGGCGCCGCCGCCCGCGGCCCCGCCAUCGCCCGCGCCGCAGGUCUUCCUCCGCCGCUCCGUGCUGCCGCCACCGGACCCUCGCCGCGGCCCCGCGCUCCCGCACCCGCCCCCGGGAGGUGGUCACGUCCACUACUACCGCGCCGCGUGGCCCAUCCCCAUCUACUCCUCUCGAGGGCCCGGCCCUCGCGCCGCUGCGGCCUCCAGGCCCCCGAGGCCGCCACCGCCGCCGCAUCUCCUGACGCCUACCUCUCCUCCUCCUGCUGCCCCCGCGGUGGUGCCUCCUCGGGCGCCUCAGAAGCAGCAGCAGCCGCCGGUUGCUGCGCCGCCACCUCCGGCUACCGCUAUGGAUACGGAAGAGGUGGCUGCGCCCCCGCCGGGGACGGGGAAUCCGACGGCCAACGCAGAGGACAAUGAGGAAAAUGAAAGAGAAACUCUGAAGUCUGAAGAUGGCAAAGGAGAGGCUGUGCAAGGGCCUGUUAAAGGAAGUACAACUGGCACAAUGAAGGGCAUCAAGCGGGCAAGGAAACUAAAGGGAGAUGCUGGGCCUUCUUUAUAUUCGCCAAACAACUGUAGAUACGACAGUUCACUAGGUCUCCUAACAAAGAAGUUCAUCAACCUUCUUGAAGGAGCAGAAGAUGGAACCCUUGAUUUAAAUAAAGCAGCUGAGACAUUGGAGGUGCAAAAAAGAAGGAUAUAUGAUAUAACAAAUGUUUUAGAAGGUGUAGAUUUAAUCGAAAAGAAGCUGAAGAAUAUGAUACGUUGGAAGGGAUUUGAUAUGUCAAAGCCUAAGGAGAGAGAACGUCAAAUCUCAGCAUUGAAGGAAGAAAUUGAGGCUCUUUAUGAUGAAGAAUCCAGGCUGGAUGAUGAAAUAAUGGAGGCAGAAGAGAAACUGAAUGCCCUUAGAGUUGAUGAGCACCAAAGAAAGUUGUUGUAUGUUUCGAAGGAAGAUAUCCAUGUGAUUCCUCGCUUUCAGGGUUCCACUCUCAUUGCAAUAAACGCUCCUCGAGGAACUUAUAUUGAAGUCCCAGACCCUAAUGCGGAUAUGGACAUUUAUAAGGACAUGGAUAAUCAAGAGAAGCAUUACCAGAUUGUAUUUAGAAGUGCAAUGGGUCCUGUUGAUUGCUUUUUAAUAAGUGACCAUCAGGAGACAUUUAACCCAGACCAGAAGACGGCACCAGACAAUUUGGAUGCUGCGGUCACUAGUGUAAGUUCUCAAGUCCCACAGCAGAUGGAUUAUGUUCAAAGUCAGGCACUGGAAAUUGGGGAGAGCAAUGGUGGAAGAGAGCAUACAUCAGAGCCAUCCAAAAGAUAUGAUCCAGUGCCUGGCAUUCUGAAAAUUGUACCAUCAAAUGACACUGCUGCUGAUUACUGGCUUGGUUCUGACACUGACGUUAGUAUGACUGAUACAUGGGGCACUUAAUUGAUGGCGCUUCAGAUUUUCAGUUUCUUUAGAUAGAGAAAUAGCAAUGACAACACAAUACAACAAUUGCAUUGACGGAGUUGGGUCAGCUGACCACCUUCAACUAAAAUCCUGCUUUGGUAACUGCAGAGAUUUUUGCGCGGUCAUCGUUUGACUGGCAGAUCACAGCGAAUACAUUGUACGCAGUAGAUCAUGUACAUUGGCAGAACCAUUUUAGUAGUUGGUGCUCUGCCACAAGCAUACUUUCAGAUAGAUGUUGCAGUAUGUUUCUGCUGUUAAUUAUAUUGGCCUUUGUUUAGAGGGACUGCGUGUGUGCAUAUCAACUUAGAAGGCAACACAGUCCAGAAGGCAAUGCUUAUCUGGUCUCCUCCCCUUAAACGGGGGACUAUUGUUGUACAUUCUGGUUAGCAAUCUGGAAUGCUCAAUGAUUGAUAGCAUAUCAAUAAAGAUUUUUCAUUUUCAAGUCAUG
Molecule: messenger RNA, 2017 nt
Organism: Oryza brachyantha (malo sina)
Lineage: Eukaryota; Viridiplantae; Streptophyta; Magnoliopsida; Poales; Poaceae
Product: transcription factor E2FB-like
Exons: 13
Coding region: 94-1548 (484 amino acids)
Biological process (GO): regulation of transcription by RNA polymerase II
Cellular component (GO): RNA polymerase II transcription regulator complex
Molecular function (GO): protein dimerization activity; RNA polymerase II cis-regulatory region sequence-specific DNA binding; DNA-binding transcription factor activity, RNA polymerase II-specific
Source: RefSeq, a predicted model, not a curated record